This is a messenger RNA of Striga hermonthica, 1569 nucleotides long. Lineage: Eukaryota; Viridiplantae; Streptophyta; Magnoliopsida; Lamiales; Orobanchaceae. The record is from the annotation of a GenBank genome assembly.
AUGGCUAGGAAAAAUGAAGUGAACAAUUGGAUUGCGGUUUCUUGCUCCAUUUCGAAAACUGAACUGAUUCUGUAUUUGCCGCAAAUUUCUUUCACUGCAGGUGUGUUCAUUGACUGUGGAGCUGAUUAUGGCUCCACAAUCAACGGCCUGGAUUGGGUGCCAGACACCUCCUACAUAUCCACGGGCACAUCAAGAAAUGUCAUACAACCGGGUCUCAUCUCAACUCUUUCCACCGUCCGUACGUUCCCUCUCGAUAACACCAUUUCAAGAAAAUUCUGCUACGAAAUUCCAGUCGACCGGACUCAAAAGUAUUUGGUCAGGACAACUUAUUACUAUGGUGGGGUGAAUGGAAACGUAAACCCACCCGUUUUCGACCAAAUAGUUGAUGGGACCUUGUGGAAGGUAGUGAACACGACCGAGGAUUACUUGAGUGGGAAUUUAAGUUAUUACGAGGGCAUAUUUAUGCCGACGGGUAAAAAUCUUAGCGUGUGUUUGGCUGCGAAUAGGUAUACGGAUUCGGACCCUUUCAUUUCGGCUCUUGAGGUUGUGCUCUUGUGGGAUCAGCUGUAUAAUUCGACCGACUUUAGAGCUUACGCCUUAAGUUUGGUGGCGAGGCACAAUUUUGGGUAUGAUGGGGAUGUUAUAGGAUACCCGGAUGACCAGUUCACUCGCUAUUGGGAGCCGUUUGGAUUGGAUGCAUUUCCACAAUCUACUCCACGAAGCCUUGAUGUAUCUGACAUCUGGAAUUUGCCCCCUCCGAUUGUUUUCCAAACACGUCUUGCAAGAAGCCUAGUCGAGCCCCUCACCUUACUCUGGCCUCCCUUUUCUCUACCAAGCUCGAAUCAUUACUACAUUGCUCUUUAUUUUGCGGACGAUCGAGUUUCUUCUACAGGGAGCCCAAGAACAAUGGACAUAACCAUCAAUGGUGUUACUUAUUACAGUAACUUGACUGUCUUGCCAGAUGGCAUGGUUGUGUUUGCAAACCAGUGGCCACUUGGAGGAAUUACGAAUUUAACCCUGAGCCCAGCUCCUGGUUCGACUUCCGGCCCUUUGAUUCAUGCGGGUGAGAUUUUCCAGGCUCUUCCUGCAGGAGGGAAAACUCACACACGAGACGUAAUUGCUAUGAUAAGCUUGAGAGAAAGCUUCCAGAACACUCCACCCGACUGGAAAGGUGACCCGUGUCUACCUAACCGAUAUCCAUGGACUGGGGUUACUUGUUCUGGUGGAUCUCGUAUUCGCGUAAUCUCUUUAAACUUGACAAGUAUGGGUCUUUUGGGGUCGAUUUCGCCAAGUAUCGCCAGGCUUACAGCACUGAGUAGCAUCUUGCUUGGAAAUAACAGCUUAACAGGAAGUAUUCCAGACUUGAGUACAUUGAGGGCAUUGCAGAAUUUGCAUUUGGAAAACAAUCAGCUAGGUGGGACAAUACCUCCAUCACUGGGAAGUUUAACCAACUUACAUGAACUCUUCCUACAGAACAACAAUCUAACAGGUCAAGUACCUAGCAGCCUUACCCAAAAACCUGGAUUAACACUAAGGUACACACCUGGAAAUCCAUUUUUGGCUCCAUGA